Molecule: messenger RNA, 1698 nt
Organism: Ornithodoros turicata
Lineage: Eukaryota; Metazoa; Arthropoda; Arachnida; Ixodida; Argasidae
Product: aurora kinase C-like
Exons: 17
Coding region: 216-1637 (473 amino acids)
Biological process (GO): protein phosphorylation; regulation of cytokinesis; mitotic spindle organization
Cellular component (GO): spindle pole centrosome; spindle microtubule; chromosome passenger complex
Molecular function (GO): ATP binding; protein kinase activity
Source: RefSeq, a predicted model, not a curated record
UUCAACGGUUCAGCGCCUCGAGCCAAUAAAUAGAUCCGCUGCUGGCCUGCUAGCGGUCAGGACGAAUGUCCCGUGAGCCAGUGUAGAUUUGUGCCUGGUAUCCCUUGCUUGUGGUCGGGGUUUUCGGUUGUGCCUGAUUUGAGAACGGGACUUUGGAAGCUCACUUAAUUACUACCAUUUUGAAGUCUCUCAGUACAUUGGCUGUGUCGCUUGUCAUGGAUAUCACGGAUCUCAUGGAUGUUGAACACUUAAUGGACACGACGCCUCCGAUGGAAGAAGACACAGUGCCGUGCACGCUGGAGCCAAGUCUCCCGGAGGGAUCCCGAACUGGUAAAGCUCAAAAUUUGCUAUACAGGCCAUCAUGGACAAAGCCAGACUCUUGGCGAGACAGAGACACAAAUGUGCACGAGACUCGAAACUUGCCGUGCACGCUGGAGCCAAGUCUCCCGGAGGGAUCCGGAACUGUGCCGUGCACGCUGGAGCCAAGUCUCCCGGAGGGAUCCCGAACUGUGCCGUGCACGCUGGAGCCAAGUCUCCCGGAGGGAUCCGGAACUGUGCCGUGCACGCUGGAGCCAAGUCUCCCGGAGGGAUCCCGAACUGUGCCGUGCACGCUGGAGCCAAGUCUCCCGGAGGGAUCCGGAACUGUGCCGUGCACGCUGGAGCCAAGUCUCCCGGAGGGAUCCCGAACUGGUUAUGUAAACAUGGCAGACAAGGAAAACGUGCCAAGAUACGCUAAUACGCCCACAAAUGGUGCACAGCAAAGGUCUCAAGGGGUUCGGAAGCCCCAAAGGAGGAGGACAUGCUUGGAAUGGACUAUUAAUGAUUUUGACAUUGGCAGGCCACUUGGAAGCGGAAAGUUUGGCAACGUGUAUCUUGCUCGAGAGAAGCAGAGCAAGUUCAUCGUUGCACUGAAGGUACUGUUCAAAGCUCAGUUGCAAGUGUAUGGAGUUGAACAUCAGCUUAGGCGGGAGAUUGAAAUCCAGUCGCAUCUCAGGCAUCCUCACAUCUUGCGGCUGUACGGCUACUUUCACGAUAAAACCAAAGUAUACCUGAUCCUCGAAUAUGCUCCGAGGGGAGCGCUGUUCAAAGAGCUCCAGAGGUGCAAUGUGUUUGAUGAAACCAGAGCAGCCACGUACCUCUACCAGAUGUGCGAUGCACUCAAGUACUGCCACAGCAAGAAAGUUAUCCACAGGGACAUCAAGCCAGAAAAUCUCUUGCUGGGCUAUCACGGGGAGUUGAAAAUAGCAGAUUUUGGCUGGUCCGUUCAUGCACCAUCCUCCAGGAGGAACACCAUAUGUGGCACCAGGGACUACAUUCCCCCGGAAAUGCUACAAGGAAGCGUGUACGAUGAACAGGUUGAUCUGUGGUCUAUGGGGGUCCUGACUUACGAGUUACUAGUGGGAAGACCUCCCUUCGAGUCGAAGACCUCGGAGGAGACUUACACGCGCAUUCUUGAAAUUGACAUGCAGUACCCUGAUCAUGUAUCACUUGAAGCCAUGGACUUCAUUGAUAGGUUUCUUCAGCUUGUUCCUCAAGAGAGGAUGACCCUUGAUCAAGCCUUAAUGCACCCGUGGGUGGUGAGAAAUGCAGACACCAGCUUUGUUGCAAGGGCACGUCGAAACCGCUGUAUUAGCUAGACAUACACUUGACUGCCGUGUACUAUGCAUUGUAAUAAACUUUUACCGUGCUUUUUUUGUA